This is a messenger RNA of Eutrema salsugineum, 771 nucleotides long. Its product is annotated as glutathione S-transferase T3-like. The transcript has 2 exons. The record is from RefSeq and is a predicted model, not a curated record. NCBI's taxonomy places the organism in Eukaryota, Viridiplantae, Streptophyta, Magnoliopsida, Brassicales, Brassicaceae. Bases 1 to 771 code for a protein of 256 amino acids.
AUGUCUUCAUAUCCCUUCAGUCAUUCCUCUCAUUUUGUUGAACUGUUGAACAAUCAACAAGAGAGUGCAGCUUCUUACCCUUGUAUGGCACUUGGAUCAUCACAGCCUCCAUUCUUCUGCUCACAAACGCUCCAUGGAGAUGCAAGCUGCGGAGAAGACAAGGAGAAGGAAAGAACAGCAAGGAAGCAGUGGACGCCGAGUGAUGACAUUCUUCUCAUAAGCUCCUGGCUCAAUACCUCUAAAGAUCCGGUGGUCUCCAACGAGCAGAAGAGUGCAACAAGGGAGAGAACUAGUGGCCAAAACGAGAAUGAUGUUCUCAAGAUGGCACACGAGAUAUACUUCAAUGAUAAUAAGAAGAAGUUUAUUUUAGAGCACGCCUGGAAAGAGCUUCGUAACGAUCAAAAAUGGUGUGAGCAAAGAACUUCUAAAACUGGUGGAGGCUCUAAAAAACGUCGAUGUGAAGAUGGAGCUCCUUCGCCAAACUCAUUCGCAGAGCCAGAUGAACCUGAACCCGUUUUGAGGCCUCCUGGUGUAAAGGCAGCAAAAGCCAAAGGGAAGAAGUUUGUGCUUGAUGCCAAUGCUGUGGGUCAUUUCCAAGAUAUGUGGAGCAUAAAAGAGAAGGAGUUUGACAGAAAAGAGAAGGAGAUGGACAGAAAAGAGAGACUCUCAAAGAUGUCAUUACUUAACAGUUUAAUCGCCAAGAAAGAGCCCCUCACUGAGUUUGAAGAAGCCCUGAAGCAAAAGCUGACCAUUGAGCUGUUGAAUAUUUAG